AUGGCUGCAGUGAUCUUCUACAAACCUCUUGAUGUUUGUAUCAUGGAAGUCUAUAUUGACAAUCAAGGCUCUGAAAUUCAUGCCUUAAAACCACAGAUCAUUGACAUUCUACAUCCAGAAAGACCAAAUGUUUCCAAGGCGAAGUUGAAGGAAAAAUUGUCUAGGAUAGAUGAGGUGAAAGACCCAACUACCAUCUUUGUUUUUAAGUUCCGGACCCAUUUUGGAGGAGGCAAAUUUAUUGGUUUUUGUUUGAUUUAUGAUUCUGUUGAGAAUGCAAAGAAAUACGAGACAAAAUAUAGGCUCAUCAGGAACGGCCUGGACACAAAGGUGGAGAAGUCAAGGAAGCAAUUGAAGGAAAGGAAAAACAAGACCAAGAAGAUACAUGGUGUAAAGAAGAUAUUUCUCGAGUAG
Molecule: messenger RNA, 411 nt
Organism: Camellia sinensis
Lineage: Eukaryota; Viridiplantae; Streptophyta; Magnoliopsida; Ericales; Theaceae
Source: RefSeq, a predicted model, not a curated record